Molecule: messenger RNA, 3524 nt
Organism: Physcomitrium patens
Lineage: Eukaryota; Viridiplantae; Streptophyta; Bryopsida; Funariales; Funariaceae
Source: RefSeq, a predicted model, not a curated record
CAUCACUGUGCAUUUUUGUUCGAACUCUUACUCUCUUCCGAUCGAAACAUCGCGAGAUCUCAUUAUCCUACUCUUGGCUUUAAUGGUGAGCUCGCAAGCUUCAGCAUACGGAUUUCUUGGGUUUCGUGGUGUUCUCAGUCUGGCAGCUAAUAUACAGCUCAGUUCAGCUCUAAGGAGAGAAGCAUCCGAACUUUGGUGCUACCUUUGCUUCCCUUUUGAAUGUUUUACGCUCUUCAUUAUUUCAUCGGUGUGCAAUCCUCGGUACGAACGUUCACCCUAAGUAGAGAUUCAAGGUUGUAACCUGCAGUGACCAUGAACUUGACUCGGUUGCAUGAUUAGCUUCGAUAUGGGCAAUCGAACUUGACUCAUAGGAGUAUUUCUAAAAGAGAGUUGAUUUAGUUUCUAAUGAAAAGGUUGGAGUUAGUGAGGAUUGUUAUCUAGCAAAGCACAGCUAUAAUAAAGCGUGACCCCGAAUAACAAAGACAAGAACAGAGAGCCUCGUGAAAUUUGGAGGGUGCUCACCUAAGUCAUCCACUCAUGAGGUAAUGUUGGAAUUCCGAGGUUCGUCGAAGGGCGAGAUGUCCAGUCGGAGGGUGGUGUGGUUCCUUGCCACAAUGAAACUAAUUUAGGUUUUUAGCAGGGCAAUAAGUAGUUCUGAAUCGUCAGGUCCUGAGAUAGUCAACGCGGCUUCAGAAAUCGGAGUUUCCUGGAGAGGACCUUUCAUUUAAUCGUCCUGUGACGAAGGGAGUACUUGUCUAACAGAGGAACGCCUCAUGUCUGUAUGCGAGAGCAUUGAUCUUAAUCGUGCUUCGUUAUCGAUUUAAGGCUACAUUUGUAUCUGCAAGAGUUGAACCGGUGAGAAAUUUUCUCUUCUUCGAUUCUUGACUAAACAACAUGCCAUGAGUCGGCAAGAGCUCUAGCUUGAGAGACAAUGCCUCCCAGGCGGAUCUUGCAGGCCAAUGCGCCCUAUGCAUACUCGCCUCUCUUAUUAUCUCCAGACACUGUGGGACACCCUAAUCACCACCUUGCACUGGGUCUCGGACUUGGAUGCAGCUUGGGUGUAAUCCUCGUAGCCCUCGUGGCAGCCUUGCUUGUCUAUCAUCGGCUGAAAACUAGCAGGACAAAUCCAUACGACCUUUACACCUCUAAAAAUCUCCAGAAAUUUUCGUAUCGGCAUCUCAAGAGAGGGACUGCAAAUUUCUCCGAAGAGCAGAAACUUGGCCAAGGGGGAUUUGGGGCAGUGUACAAGGGACGUCUUCGCAACGGCAGCGAAGUUGCAGUGAAGAGAAUCGACGUUUCCUCAGUACAAGGUGAGGUUGCUUUCCAGAAUGAGGUUUCAAUUGUUGGCCGAAUUGCCUCUCCGCACAUUGUCCGGCUUCUGGGAUUUUGUGCACAAGGUCCACGGCGUCUACUUGUAUAUGAAUUCAUGGGUAAUCGAAAUUUACAAGAGACCCUCUUUGAUGAAGUGUACGCUGUUCCAUUAAACUGGGCCAUGCGUCUCAAGAUUAUUCUUAACGUUGCUGAAGCAUUAUCCUAUUUACAUUUCAAGUGUGAUCCCCCGAUCAUCCACGGUGAUGUGAAACCUAGCAACGUGUUGCUAGACGCAAACUUUCAGGCCAAGCUUGCAGAUUUUGGCCUUGCUCGGGUUAAGACUGAAGAAAGCAUCCUCGAUGUUCAAACCCAGGAAGUACAGAGAGAGGCCAUCGAGAAGGAGAGGAUACGGUAUGAAAGGGUAGUGCGUGAUCGAGCCAAGCGGCAGAGACGAAGAGAGGAAGCUGAGAAGAAGAAAAUGGAUGACAUCAGACAGGCUAAUUCCGUGAAGGGAGAAUCAAUGGAAUCGUUUGCGUUUGAUCCUAAUCCCGAAGGAGAUAGGAAAAGCUCAGCUUCUUUAUUUGAUGGUCUGUCGACUGAGGAAGAAACGAGCGGCUUAACCUUGGAGUCUCCUUGCUCGAAGGGAGGAAAUAAUACACCAACCAGCAUGGCAAGAGAUUCAUGUUGUGACCACAUUCCCCACUGCAGCGAUGGAGUUCGUGGUACUGCGUUAGAAUCUCCAGUUUCCAAAGAAAUUAGGUCAGAUGCGGAAGGAGAUAAUUUCAUGAGUGCAGAAGGAGAGACCGAUCUGGACAAGAGUGUGAUUCUCAGUGUGGACGGGACCGGGGAGGAAGGGUGGAGCACUGUGAGCCCCUCGCAACCUGAUUUGGAGUUUAACUUCGAAACUACCGAGGUUCUGAAGCAGAAAGGAGUCAAGGGAAAUGGACUGAGGUCGUGGAGCCGAGAAUGGUGGCGAAAACAGGAAAAGGAUGAUGAAAGUGUUAGUCAUCACCUCCAAGACUCGGAUUCUAAGAGCACCAGAAGCACAAAAGGGGUCCAACGAAGCGGAGAUCAUGCAACAGAAAGCGAAACACGUCGACCCAAGAACCGCUCGAAUCUUCGAAGGCAGAGGUCGAAAAGCUCUGGUUGGAUAAGCGCCAUCGUAGGAGAGUUAAGCAAAGAACCCAAAAAAACUCCUGCGAAGCACGACAAGCUGAAGGGACGAGAGUGGUGGCGUGAAGAGUAUUGUGAGGAGCUUAGUAACAAGAGCCGAGAAUUUAAGAAAGGGUCGAGCAUGAGACUUGACCGUAGUCGUAGCAGCCAGAGGCACAAGAAGGACGAUUACACCAAAUGGAUUCGGGACUUCAGUCGAGAGUUCAGUGCAGAAUUAGGACACAGCAAAAAUCUGGAUAGUAGGAGAGAGAGUCGAAAGUCGAGGUCAAGGCGAGAGGAGUUCUGGAGUGGAGAUUCAUACCGAGGGAUUAGCAGUACUCCAAGCAUGCGCGGAACGAUAUGCUAUGUAGCACCUGAAUCUGGCGGGGCAGGAUCGAACUCAGAGAAAAGUGAUGUGUACAGCUUUGGCGUUCUGCUGUUAGUUUUGAUAUCUGGACGCCGGCCAUUGCAAGUCAAUGCAUCUCCUGCGACCGAUUUCGAAAGAGCCAACCUUAUUUCUUGGGCACGCUUGUUGGCACGCAGUGGGAAUGUGCUAGACCUUGUUGACCCGAAUCUUCAAUCGGAGUACUCUGAGGAUCAAGCUGAAUUGUGCAUCACUGUUGCACUGCUCUGCCUGCAGAGGUUACCUAUUGCGCGUCCAAGUAUGACUGACAUCGUGAAGAUCCUAAAUGGAGAGCUUGAUCUUCCGGACCUCCCUUUCGAGUUUUCACCGUCUCCUCCAGGGUUCAGAUCACGCCGAAAACCCUUAGCUGAAUGAAGAUGUGCCUGAGCAGGCCCCUGUGACCAACUUAAACACAGUCCUCUUGUCCUCUGUUGCCAAACGCCUCCGAAGCAGGAUCAAGCGCUCAAAGGUCACUGACACUAAAACGCGUUCAACCAGAACGACAGAAGAUGCCUUAGUGAUAGUCGACGCGGGAGGCGACCAUUGAACACACUUUGUGGUGUGCUGCUUCGUUGCACUUCUAGCUGAUGGAAGGUGUUCUUUUUAGCGCACGUUAACAUUGAAUAAUGAAAACUCCGGUGCAAUUUUUUUUCGGGCG